AUGUCAGAUCACGAAGAAAUAAAAAACGAAAGGCGUCCAUGGAUUGAUCAGAUUCAAUCGUUCAAUGAAUUAUAUCGUGAAGAAGAAAACAAAGUAGAAGUGAGCCCAGGAAUAAAACUGGGAUGGGUCAAAGGCGUGUUGAUUCCAUGUCUACUCAGCAUCUGGGGCGUGAUGCUUUUCUUAAGGAUGCAGUGGAUUUUAGGACAAGCUGGAAUAUUUCAUUCAAUCAUUAUUAUUUUGAUUGCACUGCUUAUAAUAUUAAUCACCACUUUUUCACUGUCUGCGAUUAGCACAAAUGGAAAAGUAAAAGGAGGGGGUCUUUAUUUCAUUAUUUCCCGAUCAAUUGGUCCGGAAAUUGGAGCGUCAAUUGGUAUCCUAUUAGCAUUUGCUAAUACAAUUUCUGCGGCAAUGAACACAAUUGGAUUUUGUUUAUCUUUAAAAUCAUUACUAAACUCAAGAGGUUCAGAAAUAUUAGAUUCAAAUUUAAAUUUCAGAGCAUUAGGAGUAGUAUCUAUAAUAGUUAUGAGUAUACUUUGUUGUAUUGGCAUGGAUAGAGAAGCUGAAGUACAAAAUGCUCUUCUGGUAGCCAUAGUUGUCGGUAUUUUUAACGUAAUUAUUGGCUCAAUUAAUGGCCCACAGACUAAUUUAGCAAAGGCAUCAGGAUUCACUGGAUUUAACAUGGAAACCUUCAAACAAAACUGGCAUUCAGACUAUAGGAUAGAAAAAGACGUUCAGCAUUCUUUUUUUACAAUUUUUGCAGUUUUCUUUCCAUCUGUAACUGGUAUACAAGCUGGAGCAAAUAUAUCGGGAGAUCUUAAAGAUCCUAGUGCUGCAAUACCAAAAGGAACAUUAUUAUCAAUUCUCAUUACUAUAACUUCGUAUAUUGUAUUAAUAGUAGUACCUGGAUCGGUUCAAUUAAGAGAAGCGAGCGGCAUUGAAACCGAAUUUCAAAAUGGAUCUUUUUUAGAUUGUUCGUUUAGAAAUUGCACCAAAGGAUUGUACAAUGACAUAAAUCUGAUGCAGUCGAUUUCGUUGUGGCCGAUUACCAUAUAUUUCGGUUGUUUUGGAGCUACUAUUAGUACAGCUUUAACCGCAUUAAUAUCCGUUCCAAAGUUGUUACAAAGAAUGGGACAAGAUGAUGUUUAUCCACUUCUUAAAUAUUUAGCAAAAGGCUAUGGGGAAAGUAAAGAACCCUAUCGUGCACAUUUGUUUGCCAUGUUUGUGUCAUCGAUAUUACUUAUUAUAGGUGAAUUAAAUGAUAUUGCCUCAUUGAUCUCAACUAUUUAUUUAUCUUCAUACGCUAUGUUAAAUUUGUGUACAUUUCAUGUUGCAUAUUUUAAGCCUUUGGGUUGGAGGCCAACAUACAAGUUUUAUAACAAAUGGUUAAGCCUUGCUGGUGCUAUUGUAUGCAUUAUAGUAAUGAUAUUUAUUGAUCAAAAAAUGUCAGCAAUUGUUGGUUGUGCUAUAUGUCUUUUGUACAUACUUGCUAGCAGAAAAAAUAAAGAGAUUAAUUGGGGAUCUUCUAAGCAAACACAACAAAUAAAAACAGUUAUAAGAAACGUGUACAAGGCCAAUUCUAUUCAAUACCAUAUCAAAAAUUAUUUACCUAAUUUAAUUGUAUUUUCUGGAAACCCUGAGUCAAGAAAAAAGUUAGUUUCUUUAGCUCAUUUGAUAACUAAGAACAAUGGUGUACAAAUGUGUGUCAAUAUUGAAAAGAUAUCACUGUCACCGAGACAAAAGAAAAUAUGCCUUGAUAAAGGAAUUCGAUGGUUAAGAAAUUCUGGAAUCAAAUCCCUAUAUGUUGUCAUUGAUAAUAUAGAAUUGGAUUUAGCAACUCAUAUGAUGUAUAGCUGCGGACAUGGACAAUUGAGACCAAAUAUAGCAAUGAUUGGAUACAAGUCUGAUUGGCUAAAUUGCCCGUUUCAAGAUCUUCAGACUUAUUUAAAUAUUUUUAAUGUGGCAAAUAUGAAUAACAUGUCAACAAUCAUGGUUCGUGUGUCAUCAACCGAGAGUUAUGAUGAUCAGAAUUUAUUAAUUCAAGAUUUUAAGCACUUAGACAAAAAUGAAGAAAUUUUGUACAAAACGCAAUCAAAUCAAAAUAUUAAAAAUCAACAAAAGGUGGCUGAUUGCUUUGUAAAAAUAAAAAACAAGCAAUUUUCCUUCGAGAAGAAGAAACAAAGUCAUGGGACAGUAGAUGUGUGGUGGUUGUACAACGAUGGAGGUUUAUCGUUAAUCAUUGCAUAUAUAUUGAAACAUAGUAAUACGUGGAAGAAUUGUAAAUUUCGAAUUUUUGGAGUAACAAACAGAUUUGAGUGUUUGUCUGAAGAAAAAAACAAAUUAAAACAAUUGUUAAAAAUGUAUAGAAUUGAUUUCGACUAUUUGGACAUCAUUUUAGCAAACACCACUGGUCCUACAACAAUGACAUAUUUCAAUUCUUUAUUGGAACGCGCGGCUUCCAAAGAGAAUCAAUUUGAUGAUUACAGUUCACAAACAAAACAUAUUGCUGAAACGUUGUUUUUAAGAGAUUUAAUCGAAUUGCAUUCAUUUAAUUCUGAUCUUAUCAUCUUAACAACUCCAAAAAAUAACGAGGAAAUCAAUAUAUUAUUCAUGUGUUGGAUAGAAACGAUUUCUAGAGGGUUACCGCCGUGUAUUAUAAUCAAUGGGAGUACAGAGCCAGUUCUUACUGUCAAUGCUUAAGCCAUAAAUAUAUAAAAUACGCAUACAUUGUACUUUAUUUAUGUAUACAUUCACGCACUCUAGAAUUUCCUUUCAAAUUAAUGUAGGUAGGAAGUUGUUUUUUUUUUCUUAGAUUAGAUUGAACUGGAGCAUGAAGUUCCAAACUCUGGUUUCAAACGCAAAAUGCCCAAAAGAAGUUCGUAAAUCAGUAUUUUAAUACAUAAAUAGACAUUAUGUCUUAAUCUUGAAAGAAUACUGUUAGAUUUGCAUCUCUCUGGAACGACUAAAUCGAAAAUACUAAAGAAGUUGAUAUGCUCGCCAUACCUCAAAUGUUUAACCUAACCCUGUCUAUAGGACUUUAGUAGACCAACACUUCAAGCAGUGCCGGGUCUAAGCCUCAGGAGGCCGGGGUGCAACUAUCAACUAGAGGCCCCUUAAAAACAAAUUUUCUUGACAUUACACUUACCUAUUUAUUUGAUACGUUUUGUCGUGUUGAUUUAUCAAACAAACUAAAAAACACAACAUUUAAAUUCCAUAAUUUAGUAGGUGAAUUAUGAAACUAUACAUUCACUCACUGUUCUCAUACCUAUUAUACCAUGCUUAGAUAUGAUGUAUUAAUCAUUAAUGUAUGCUUCUAUGCUAGUAUAAUAUAAAUUAAAGCGCCCGGUGCCGAUGCCAUUUUGUCCUCAAAAAUACACUCUGCGGGAAUAACUAUACCACCUUGUAGAAUCAACCAAAUUUCAUAAUUUUGUUUUUAAUUCUAUAGCCCGCAUCGAUCUCUGUUUUUCAAUAUUUUAUUCUCAAACUUUCUAAUAUGUCAAAAAAAAAAACACAAGAUAAAAACCAUUUUUUUUACAACAUUUUUAAUACAAUUAUUUGAAAUAAAAUACAAAAUCAGAGAUCGAUGUGGGUUGUAGGAAUUUUUCUUCUUUCAGAUAAAAAAAAUAGUCAUUAAAAUCCGAUAUUUCUACAAAGCUUGAGAGCUAUUCCCGUAAAGUCAUUUUUUUCGAUAUAAUACACCUUAUCAACCCCCCUCCCCCUAAAUAGGUAUCGGGUAGAUUAGUGGAAAAGUCUUAAAAUAAUUGAGGUGGCAACUAAAAUAUAAAAUUUAAUUUUCAAAUUUUAUAGAAUUGUGGAAAUAUUGAAAAACUGGCACCGGGAACCUUAAGAGUAAAUAUAAUUAAUAUGAUAAAUUAUAAUGGCUGUAUAUUCUCUAUAUUGUCCUAAAAUGAAAUGACACAAAUAUGAAUCAGGUAUCUCAGUUACCCGAAUUGAAUACAAAACUAUUCAUCAAUUGUUCUUUAUAUUUUUUUAAUUCAUUGUUUUGAACAUUUUUCUCUGUCUUAUAGAUGCACCACUUUCAAAUUGUCUGUUAGACAUGUUUUUUUUUUCAAAAGUCAAUAAAAGAUAGUGUAGGUAGCCAGGUAGAUACCUAAUUUAUAUUUUUAAUAAUCAAAUGAAAAAUUAAUAUAAAGUAAGUACGCAAAAAAUUAAGCUGACAAAAGUACAAAAUAACAUAUCCGAAACCAAUAACACUGCACCAAGGCAUGUCCGUAAAUCAUAAUCCGUUUGUAUUAAACAAUAAAUAAAAUAUUAUUAGUUUGUCCAGUAAGAUACUGCACUAGCGCGACUUCGCGAGCCUCUGAGAUUAAAUAAAUAGUACGAUUAUACGAAAAUAGUAUACGAUGCAUACUAUAUAUAAUUAAUGUGUAUACAAAUAAAUAUGUAAAACAAACAAUAACAAUGAUAAAUAGUAUUAGGUAUCUAAAAUUCUAACCGUCCAAAAUAAAUGAUUGUCACUUGUCAGUAACAUCUUAAGAUAAUAAAGUUUGUUCAUUUUAUAAUAAAAAGUUAUAGAAAGUUAGAAAAUUUAGGACUUCAACUUGAGGCCCCUAAUACAACCUUGGUCUUGAGGCCCCGGUGCAAGCACCCCCUGUACCCCCGCUCAAUCCGGCACUGACUUCGAGCUUACGAAUACACCUGCAAGAAAUUAACAUUUUAUAUAAAGUAAUUAUAUUCACAAAUAUUGUUCCACAUAACCAAUUUUUCCACUUAUCUACUCAUAAAAAUAAAUCAUUUUAUUUUGAUUACCAUUACGGAAUUCUAUAUUUUAAUACUAAAAAUUAGUAAUUAAACUUAAUAUGUUUCGUACAAACUUACAAAAAUUAACAUAUUAUAUAUAGUUGUUUAACAACAAUACUACCUAUACAAUUUUGUAACUUAUUAUUAAUAUCAAAACGUAUCUCAUAUCCUAUAUCAAUUAGUUUUUGCCUAUUUAUUAAUUUAUUAUUGCAAGUAUAAUUUUAAUAACGAUAAGAAUACCUACCUACCUAGACUUACCUAUUUUUUUAAGAUCUUAUAUUUUGUUAUUUUUUCUUUUUUAUUUUUGAUAAAACUUUGAUAGCACCUUUACUUUUUAGAGAUCUCAAGUGACGAUUGAGAAGCACCGUUAAAUAUGUUUAUCUAUUAUAUCAUUAUAUUAUUCAUUCAUUUUAUUGAUUGAAUUAGGUAUAUUGUAAUUUAUAAGCUUCCAUAUUAUUAUUAUUAUCUUUUACUACGCACUAAUAAUAUCUUAACAAUUUAAUUCAAUUUCUUUACACAAAAAUAUAGAGGGUGCCCCGUUAGGAUUACCCAUUAGCUGUAGAGGAGGACUCGCCGCCCGGACAAAAAACAAUUUUUUUUCAUUUUACCCAUCAACUAAGAAAAAUAUUAAAAAUCAUGAGAUUAAUGAAAAUAAAAUGUCGAAAAUUCAAAAUAUUUACAAAAAUAAACUCUAUAAUACUCUUAUGGCUAUCUUCAAUUGUUUCAAAAAUAAAAAAAUAACUUUUAACUUUAACUUUAUUGCCAAAAAAUUUAAUUUAAUUAAAAUAUAAAAUAUAUGUAGUCCUUGUCUCUGUGACUAAUAAAAAAAAACAGAUGUAUGAUAUAUUUAUAAUCUCUGGAGAUAUAGCAAUGAGUAAAUCCUCACGGGACACUAGCUCUAUAUAAAAUAUAUUUUUUUUACUCAUAUUGUGAAAAUAAAAUAUAAUAGGUAUAUAAUACUAUGUUUUUUUACUUAUUUUAUAAAAAUAUAAACCAGCUUUAAUGGCUCUA
Messenger RNA from Metopolophium dirhodum (rose-grain aphid), 5769 nucleotides. Its product is annotated as bumetanide-sensitive sodium-(potassium)-chloride cotransporter-like. Gene Ontology annotation, molecular function: sodium:potassium:chloride symporter activity. The coding region runs from base 1 to 2697 and encodes 898 amino acids. The record is from RefSeq and is a predicted model, not a curated record. Gene Ontology annotation, cellular component: membrane. The transcript has 17 exons. Gene Ontology annotation, biological process: potassium ion import across plasma membrane; chloride transmembrane transport; cell volume homeostasis. Lineage: Eukaryota; Metazoa; Arthropoda; Insecta; Hemiptera; Aphididae.